Molecule: messenger RNA, 1461 nt
Organism: Musa acuminata AAA Group (dessert banana)
Lineage: Eukaryota; Viridiplantae; Streptophyta; Magnoliopsida; Zingiberales; Musaceae
Product: sedoheptulose-1,7-bisphosphatase, chloroplastic
Exons: 8
Coding region: 81-1265 (394 amino acids)
Biological process (GO): fructose 6-phosphate metabolic process; fructose 1,6-bisphosphate metabolic process; sucrose biosynthetic process
Cellular component (GO): cytoplasm
Molecular function (GO): fructose 1,6-bisphosphate 1-phosphatase activity
Source: RefSeq, a predicted model, not a curated record
CUCUUCAAUCAUCCGAUGCCCGCUUGAGCCUAAUCCACCCUUCGUGGUGAGCGGCUUCCCCUACGUACGAGCUCGACGAAAUGGAGACGGGAGCAGCGACCUGCGCACGCGGCGUCAUCGCCCACAGCGUGCUGUAUCAGUCGCGCUUGGCCGUGCCAUCCUCUGCUCCCUCCCUCCCGCGGUCUCACAGGCACAGCGGCCUCAAGUCGAGCUCCAUCUUCGGCGACUCCCUCAGGCUGACGCCGCCCAAGUCGAGAGCUUGCAGGGCAGUGGGCAGUUCGUCCCUCGCCACCAAGUGUGAGAUAGGGGAUAGCUUGGAGGAGUUCUUGACCAAGGCAACACCGGAUAAGAACCUGAUAAGGUUGCUGAUGGCCAUGGGGGAGGCUCUGAGGACCAUCUCCUUCAAGGUGAGGACUGCAUCAUGUGGUGGGACUGCCUGCGUCAACUCCUUCGGCGACGAGCAGCUAGCCGUGGAUCUGCUCGCCAACAACCUUCUCUUCGAGGCUCUGCAAUACUCGCAUGUUUGCAAGUACGCGUGCUCCGAAGAAGUCCCCGAGUUGCAAGAUAUGGGAGGACCAGUGGAAGGUGGGUUCAGUGUGGCCUUCGAUCCCCUCGACGGCUCCAGCAUCGUCGACACCAACUUCACAGUGGGCACCAUCUUCGGCGUAUGGCCCGGCGACAAGCUCACCGGCGUGACUGGCAGAGACCAAGUCGCCGCCGCCAUGGGCAUCUACGGACCUCGCACCACCUACAUCAUUGCUCUCAAAGACUGCCCUGGAACCCAUGAAUUCCUUCUCCUCGAUGAAGGGAAGUGGCAGCACGUGAAGGACACGACAUCGAUCGGUGAAGGCAAGAUCUUCUCUCCAGGCAACCUUAGAGCUACCUUCGACAACCCUGACUAUGAUAAGUUGAUCAACUACUACGUGAGGGAGAAGUACACGCUGCGGUACACCGGAGGAAUGGUGCCUGAUGUCAACCAGAUCAUCGUGAAGGAGAAGGGCAUCUUCACCAACGUGACGUCUCCGAGUUCCAAGGCCAAGCUGAGGCUGCUGUUCGAGGUGGCGCCUCUCGGGUUCCUCAUCGAGAAAGCAGGAGGGUACAGCAGCGACGGCACCCGGUCGGUGCUGGACAAGGUGAUCGAGAACCUGGACGACCGAACUCAAGUGGCUUAUGGGUCCAAGAACGAGAUCAUCCGAUUCGAAGAGACUCUUUAUGGCUCUUCAAGGCUCAACAAGGCAGGUGCGCCUGUUGGAGCUGCUGCCUAACUCUCUCUCAUCAACAGCACUGCCUUCACCAUCAAUCGACACAAAUCGAGUCACAAGUCUGAUUCAUGAGUUGAAAAGAACAAGAGAUGACAGACUUCAUAUCAAUUCUAUUCUUUUUCAUGUCAUCUUCUACUUGUUUGGAACAUUUUCUUUUGAGCUAUGAAAGAGAAAAGAAAAAAUGCAAGUAUUAUGGCAA